Messenger RNA from Nanorana parkeri, 995 nucleotides. Its product is annotated as ganglioside GM2 activator-like. Gene Ontology annotation, biological process: ganglioside catabolic process; lipid transport. NCBI's taxonomy places the organism in Eukaryota, Metazoa, Chordata, Amphibia, Anura, Dicroglossidae. Gene Ontology annotation, cellular component: cytoplasmic side of plasma membrane. The record is from RefSeq and is a predicted model, not a curated record. Gene Ontology annotation, molecular function: lipid carrier activity; enzyme activator activity. Bases 246 to 863 code for a protein of 205 amino acids. The transcript is spliced from 4 exons.
AGCAGCAGUGUCAUGUGAUUGGCUGUCUGCCUUAGGGCUGGGAGGUGGAAUUAUUUAACAGUAAAAAGUCACUGCUACAGCAUAUGAUUUCCUGUUUCUGCUAUCAUCUCCUAUGACCCUGGCUUGUAUGUUACAGUGAAGGUUGGGGACACCUGCUUAGUGCACAUUUGAUGCAGAGACACUCAGGAUCUCUAUAGAGCAAGCUGCAUCCUUUCUGCUGAGCCAACAACAAGAAACCAUCCACCAUGGUGCAGAUGCAGCAUUAUUUCUUCCUCGCCUGCGUUGCCUUGGGGUACUUCAAUAUGGUAACCUCUACAGGAUUUGUCGUCAACCGGACACCACUGAGGGUCACAGCGGUGAAUGGCUUCUCCUGGGCUAAUUGUGAUGGUGAAAGUCUACCUGGGAAGAUCCAGACUCUGACUAUUCUUCCAGACCCGCUGCUGUUCCCUGGAGAGAUAACAGUGUCUACAAUCCUGAAUAGUACGGUAGCACUGACCUCCCCUGUCAAGGUGCAAAUCACUGCAGAGAAGGAGUUUGCACAUGAAUGGAUAAAGAUUCCCUGCUUAGAUGAGGUUGGCAGCUGCACCUAUGAUGAUGUUUGUGAUAUUCUGGACCAGCUAAUUGAGCCAGGGCAACCCUGUCCAGAGCCGCUUCACACCUACGGAAUACCCUGCCACUGCCCCUUCCAAUCAGGUUCCUAUUAUCUCCCUGUUACCAGUUUCUACGUCCCAGAUUUACCUCUGCCUUCUAUGUUUACUAGCGGCAGUUAUCGUGUCACUGUUGUCCUGAGCCAUGGAGGGCAGGAGAUUGGAUGUGCCAAAAUUACUUUUUCUUUAGGGACAUCUUCUUCCCAUUGGCUGUAAAAGGAAGUCACAGACACGAAGUCACAGACACUGGCUUGCUUCUGGAUUGCCCAGCGACUGACAUGUACCAGGUUAUUCAGUAAAGCAACACAGGGGACAAUGAUGAUGUGCAAAGUAUAGGAAUUGAUAGCA